CAAAAACUCACAUCAUCUUUACUUCUUUCGCCGUUGUGAAAAAAAAUGAAGCAGACCAUCGCUCUUGGAGCGAUCUCUUUCUUUAUGCUGUGUGUCAAUGCGGCCAAUGUCACCUUCAAGGUCAUUGCCCCCGGUAGCAAGACUGUUCAAGUAUCCGUCAAUGGUGUCACCACCAAUUUGAAGGCCACUGACCCUGACGUGCCUUACUUUGUCGGUGAAGCCGACUUGAGUGGAGACGCCAAGUAUAAGUAUGUCGCCGACGGUAAAUCGGAAUCUUUUGAUCGUGCUUUGGAUCAAGGCCGUAGCAGCACUCGCAACGACUUCUUUGGUCGCGAAGUGACUUACGCCAAUAUUCCGGAUUUGCCUCACCCGAUCCCUGACCACCCAUGGACUCGCGAAGGAAAUGAAGAUGCCCCUAUGUGGGAUUCCAACUACAUCCCUUCGAUUUUCAUCACUGGUGAUUCAUCUGAUAUGGAACAUUUGGUCAAGAACGUCUCCAAGAAGAAGUACCCUGCCAAGUUCACCUUUAUUGGUCCCGAUCAGGUUCACGUUUUCGAGAACAUUUCCUUCGGUCUUCACAAGCCUGGAAAGAAGAAGAACAAUUCCAAGCAGACCUGGGUCUGGCAAUUGAACGGCGACGACCAUUUGUACAAUCGCAACUGGUUCAAGAUCCGUCAUAUGGAAGAAGAUCCUACUCAAAUGCGUGAAAAGCUUUAUGCCGAUAUUUUGCACUCCCUCGGUACCUAUGCCAACCGUGCCAACAUGGUCCGUUUCUUCAUCAACGGUGAAGGCUUCGGUACUUUCAAUAUGCUCGAUGAUGUGAUCAUGUAUUCUUACAUCAACGCCAUGUUCUACGACGGUAAACCCCCCAAGCAAAUGGGUGCUCUUUAUGACGGUUCUACGGGUGCCGACUUCCAGUACUGGACUUCGGAUGAUGAUAACUACUGGUCCUUCAUCCCAGCUGAGGGUAGCCCCAAGGAUCCCUCCGGCUUGGUCCCUCUUACCAAAGCGUUCAACCAAACCAAUACCAAGGAUGACGCUCAGAUUCAAAAGUUUUCCGAAAUGUUCGAUGUUGACCAGUUCCUUCGCUUCAUGGUGGUGGAAUACCUCACAGCUGACUGGGAUGGCUACUGGUACAUGCAGACCAACGACGGUGCUUACCAAGAUCCCAACGAUAACAAGUGGUACUACCUCGGCCAAGAUUUCGAUGCCACCUUUGGUGUCAACCUUCCUGAUGGCAGAGACUAUGUGAAGAAGUCCUACAAGGAAUUCCCCAAGAUGUAUCCUGGUGCUGUCUUGAUUAACCGCUUGCUUGAAAACCAGAAGCUCCAAAACAAUUUCGAGACGUACCUCAAGAACACUGUUGAAAUCUUGUUCAACAACGUCACUUUGACUAACCGCAUCCUCAAGUAUCACAACUUCAUUGCUCCUGAUCUUAAGUGGGAUCGUUCCAUUAAGCAGCAAUCUCCCGGUAUCGACUUCGGCUGGACUUACGAUCAAACCUCUGAAAACCUGUGGCACGGUGUCGCCUCCCCCAAGGGUACCGGUGGCGGUGCUGGCUGGGGUUUGGUCGAAUGGAUCAUUGCCAAAUCCGACGCUGUUGCCAAGGAGUUCCACUUGAAGAUCGUCGACAAGCCCGUCAUCCCUGCCAAGAAUGAAACCAACAAGCAGGACAAUAAUACCAGCAGUGCUUCUCAGACUGUUUCGGCCGCUGGCGUCGCUACUCCUGCUGCUUCCGGCUCGGCUCACGUUGGAAAGAACCAAGCUGACACUUCUGCUGACGCUAACACUGCUACUCCCUCCAACAGUAUGGCCGCUGGUCUUGCUCUUCCUCAACUGUUGUCCACAGUUGCUAUCGUUGCCGCUUCUUUCGGCAUUAGCUCCUUGUUCUAAACUUUUUUAGAAUAUUCCAUACUCUUUUUGUUUUUUUUUUUUUUCCUUGUAAUAAUUCCUGUACGGUAAAAUCAAUUUAUUGACUCGACCCUAUUCGUAAUCCAUCUAUCAUUUGCCCUUGUGCAUUAUCCUUAUCUUUUUUUUUCUGUGUGAGAAUAAAUCAACGUGAAUAGUUUAUUUCAAAGAU
Molecule: messenger RNA, 2080 nt
Organism: Radiomyces spectabilis
Lineage: Eukaryota; Fungi; Mucoromycota; Mucoromycetes; Mucorales; Radiomycetaceae
Product: coth protein-domain-containing protein
Exons: 5
Coding region: 46-1893 (615 amino acids)
Source: RefSeq, a predicted model, not a curated record